GCUGCCAGGGCCGCUGGCCCGCGGUCCGGCUCUGCGGCCGCUUCCCGGGGCUCCCCGGAGCCCGUCGGGAGGCUCGGAUCGGACGUGGGGGCUGCUGCCGGGGGCACGGCGCCGCCGGGGCGCUCGCGGCGGGAUGGGGCAGCUGCCCGAGCACGGCGGCGAUGCCCGCGACGGGCCCCGUCCUGCUGCACCGGGAGCUUCCCGCAAGGCCUGCGGCGCCCCCGGGCCCGAGGGGGGGGCCAGGAUCCCGGGCGCUGAUCCCUGCCCCUUCUUCCCGCAGGAGUGGGGCUGGACUCCCGACGCAGGAGGACCCCGAGGCACUUGAAGUCAAUAAGCUCCUUAUUCGUAGGAUCCACUCCCUGCCGGCGCGGCUCCUGGGCGCCAGCCCGGCCCUGAAGAACAUCUCCAACUCCAAGGAGCUCAGCGGCCCGAGGAGCAGCGAGCGGGAGGCCCGGGACGAUGAGGCUUCUGUGUUCAAGAAGCCGCAGAGGCCGGGUCACCGCAGCCGCUUGGACGGGGCUGCGGCCACGGACCCCUUCGCCCGGAGACCCGGCUCCGCUCCGGACCUCCUGUUCGACACCCCCGGGAAGGAGAACGUACCCGAGGGCGAGAGCCCCGUGACGCUGCGCCGUUGCUCCCUGACCUCCUCCGUGACCGAGGAGGAAGACGACGGCUUCAUGGAGAUCCUGGAUGAGGAGGACGGGAAGAGCGACGCGGACGUGCCGCAGGGAAUGGAGAACCUGCUCACCGCCCCGCUGGUGAAGAAGGAGGAGGCAGAGCCGCGGCCGGCGAAGCGCGGCAAGUGCCGGCAGCUCUUCCGCUCGCCCUCCAUGCCCAGCAGCGUCAUCAGGCCCAUCCUCAAGCGGAUAGACCGGCCCCCGGACAGAGACACGCCGGUCAAAACCAAGCGGCGGAGGAGCGUGGCCGGCACCCCGGGCGAGGAGAAGGCGGCUGAGCCGAAAGCACGGCUGCUGCGCUCCCGGUCCUUCUGCCACGAGGAGAUCGAGAACAUGCUGGCCAACGACCACCGGGAGCUCAUCGGGGACUUCUCCAAGGCCUACCUGCUGCAGACGGUGGAAGGGAAGCACCAGGACCUGAAGUACAUCUCCCCGGAGAUGAUGGUGGCGGUGCUGAACGGGCAGUUCAGCAGCCUCAUCGAGAGCUGCGUCAUCGUGGACUGCCGCUACCCCUACGAGUACGAGGGAGGCCACAUCAAGGGCGCCGUCAACCUGCCCAUGGAGCAGGACGUGGAGGACUUCCUGCUCAAGAAGCCCAUCGUGCCCUUCGACGCCGCGAAGAGGGUGAUCGUGAUAUUCCACUGCGAAUUCUCCUCCGAGAGGGGGCCCAGGAUGUGCCGCUUCGUCCGGGAGAAGGACCGCGCCUGUAACGAGUACCCCCACCUGCACUACCCCGAGCUCUACGUCCUCAAAGGCGGCUACCGCGAGUUCUUCCCGCAGUACCAGGCGCACUGCGAGCCCCAGGACUACCGGCCCAUGCACCACGAGGACUUCAAGGAGGACCUGCGCAAGUUCCGCCUCAAGAGCCGCACCUGGGCGGGCGAGCGCAGCAAGCGCGAGCUCUACAGCCGCCUCAAGAACUUCUGACGGUGCCGGAUGCCUGCCUGGCCCUGCCCUGCUGUGAAGCCGCCCCUGGUUUUGCCCCUGCUGCUCCCUGGGGCGUGGAGGGGAUUUUUUUAUUAUUAUUUUUAUUUCUUCACCCUGUCCGGGGUGCCGGAUCCUGCAGGCAGCUCCAAGCCCGGCCCGUUGCAUCCCUGCCUGGCGUCUGCAUCCGCGGCAGCAGCUCGGGACCGCUCCCUGUUUGCAGCCGAAACCGCCCUGGGCUCUGGGCCAGCUCGCGCGCACCCGCGUGCGUGGGGCGAGCCGGGCUGCGCUGCAGGCGCGGAGCUCUGCGCGCUGCAUCCUCUCCCCUUGCCCCCGAUCGCAGCGGUGGGCACGGCUGUACCCUGCUUCCCCCUCUGAGCACGUGAUGCUCAAGCAUCCUGGAAAGCCCUGUGGGGCUGGCAUGGGGCAGAGCUUGGAGCUGCCUUAACCACCUGGGUGCCCCUGGCCCCCCACAUGGGCUGGGCACCACGGGCAGGGUCUCAGCGGCAGGAAAAACUGCCGGGCUGCGGCUUGGGGUCACCCACAGCAGCACCGGAGCUGGGCAACCCCCUUCCCGGCACCCAGGGAAGGGCCCUGGCCUCUGGCUGGACUUAAUUGGCAGAAACGUUGCAGAAAAGCACUUAAAGGGGGCCUGGCUGCGGCCCUGCGCUUCCUCCGGCCGAGGUGCGAGGGAGCAGCCAGCCGCGGGCGCCCGGAGGGGCCGGGCACCCCCGUGGCUGCCGGCCCUUGUUAAAAUAGUGAUUUUGGGGUGCACCCGGCUCUCUUAUUUGUUCCUUCCUUAUUUAAGGUAGUUGGUAACUUUAGUAGGGCUGCUUCCAAAUAGGCGAAGCGAUUUGCGAUUAGCACUGCCAACGGUCCCCUCCUGGGGCCGGGAGAAAGGUUUUAUUGUGGGCGCCACGUGUCUCUGUACCGUCGUGUCUCGUUCCUUGUUUUGUUUUUCUGGGGUUUUUUUGUUUUGUUUGUUUGUUUUCUAUUUUCAUUUUUACCCUCCCUGGUUUUGUAACCUGCUAAGGAGGGAGAGAAGAACCUCACUUCCCACAUGGUGCUGUGUAACCGCUCGGAGGAAAAUAAACUGCUGGGGCCGGGAGCCAGCAGCCCCUCCGCG
Rhea pennata is the source of this 2727-nucleotide messenger RNA. RefSeq names its product cell division cycle 25B (gene CDC25B). The record is from RefSeq and is a predicted model, not a curated record. Gene Ontology annotation, cellular component: nucleus; cytoplasm. The transcript is spliced from 13 exons. Gene Ontology annotation, molecular function: protein tyrosine phosphatase activity. The coding region runs from base 162 to 1604 and encodes 480 amino acids. Gene Ontology annotation, biological process: protein dephosphorylation; positive regulation of G2/MI transition of meiotic cell cycle; positive regulation of G2/M transition of mitotic cell cycle. NCBI's taxonomy places the organism in Eukaryota, Metazoa, Chordata, Aves, Rheiformes, Rheidae.